Actinia tenebrosa (Australian red waratah sea anemone) is the source of this 1857-nucleotide messenger RNA. RefSeq lists its product as uncharacterized. Gene Ontology annotation, biological process: translation. Gene Ontology annotation, cellular component: large ribosomal subunit; ribosome. Lineage: Eukaryota; Metazoa; Cnidaria; Anthozoa; Actiniaria; Actiniidae. Gene Ontology annotation, molecular function: structural constituent of ribosome. The record is from RefSeq and is a predicted model, not a curated record.
UCCAAGAUGGCGGCACGUGUUGGGUUUUUUAGGCUUUCUGCUUUUUCUAACAUUUCUUGUAAGAAAAUCCCGAUAGAUCGUAGAAUAGCCUCAAGGAAUCUUCAUUCACUUUCAAAAUCUCCUGGUGUUGGUAUUUCCAAAACUACAACUAAUUCCUCCUUGGUAAUCAUUGGAAAAUAUUCGAGAUCGACACUUUUUUCAAGUUCUUAUGGCUUACUGUCAAGUAAGAUUCAAACACCAUCAUUUCAGAGGAGUUUGAGCAUGUUUGUUGGUAUUUUGCACCAUAGCAAAAUAGCAUCCAGCACAGAACAUAUUGUAAAACCAGCGUAUGGUAAUAUGGAGAACAGGUUUACUGUGAUAGCUAGGAACAUUAACAUCAUGAGCAAACGUGGGAAAAGAAAAACAUGCAAGGCUGUUGCUAAGAGAGUUCAUCGCACUGGAAAAGGGAAAUUAAAAAGAUGGAGGGCGGGAAAGAAUCAUGGGAUGAUAAGGAAGAGUAACAAACGACGAAAACAGCUCAAGAAACCAACGUAUUGCAAUAAGCAGCAACUGAAACUACUUAAUAAAAUGUUAAAUGGAUGGUAAAGAGACAAUGAUCACUGCGGGAACCAAAAUUAAUCAUGAACCAGAAAAGCCAAAUAUAUAGUUAAACCAAGGACUAAUCGGCUCUGGUUUUUUAAGUAUCUCAGGAGUUUGGAACAUGAACUGAAUGAGCAUAGGCAUUUUCUGAGUUCAAUAAACAGGAUGUGUUCUUGUCAUUUAUCCAGCAUAUCUAGAAUGGGUCAUGUUUACUAUCUUAGAAAACUAUAUUUUAUCAUUUGUGGAAGUUUAGAAGAGCUGUACUGCGCCAGGAGGAGGAAACCUUCAGUCCACUUUCCCCAAGCAAAUUUGUCCCGAAUAUAACUGUUUAUUUUUUAUUCAAUAUCGUAACUGGUGUAAACAUCAUGCAAGAAUCUAUAAAAACUCUGAUAGGUUGUAGGUUGUUUUGUAAGAGGAAAUGCAUGGUGUAGAGCAGAUCAAUGUUGUGUGACUGAUGAGGUAUAGAAGUAAGGGGGAGGGUACAAUUAGUGAACUGGUCCAGCCCAAGGGGCUGUGUUUCUUCCUACAGACUCAUUUAUGCAGAGUUAGUUUCAUAUCAGUGUCUAAAUAUUCACAAAUACCAAUGGUAAAGUAAAGAAUGCACAACUUCAACAAUACAAACAUUUUGUAAUUCAACAGACCUUGACUGGAACACAUCAAUAUUCUGCACAAAAUCGAGGUUAACCCUGCGUAAAUGAGUCUAAUCAAGGAACACAGUGGAAAUUUUGGAACUCCAAACUGCCCCUUUUUAUAAUUUAAUGUGUUGUGAUUUGUGACGUUCAAAAAAUAGUGCAUAAACAACUAGUACAUUUCCAAUUUAAUUUUCUUGUGAAGUGUCAUAAUAUAAAUGAUAAAUAACAUAUUUGUUCAUAUUUUGAUAUAAAUAAAUCCUUUUCAUGUACAAUCUGCCUGUAAGGUAGGGCUUAAAAUAACAGCUGGUCAUGACGACUGCCCCAAUUAGUAAUUAUCCAUGGUCCAAAUGACUGAUGAGCAAACAUUUGACUGAAGAUAUAACUAGCUAAAAACUAGUGUGAGCUGUGUCAAUGUUUCUAAUGAAACAGUAAUGAUAAAAAGGUAAAUUAUACACCKUGAAAAGAUGAAAAAACUUACUGACGUUUCGGACGCUAGUCCUUCAUCAUUUGACUGGACAAGUUCCAAUUUUGGGCAUACAUUGUGCGAUGACCGGUUAUUUUAACUCCUGUAAGGCUACCUAAAACACACCUAUCCAGAAAGUGAACAUUGUAAAAAACUAUAAAAUAAAAACCAUGUUUGGUUCAA